UCCUUUGAUAUAAAAGAUUGUCAAUUUCCCAGCAUUCUCGUCUUAUAUUUCACUAGGAAGAAAUGAAAGCAUUUCGCUGCACCUCUGUUUCCCAAACUAAGCUUGGAACAAGCAUACUUAGCGCACAAUUCAAUCAAACAUUAACCAAACAGUAUACUUCAUCAAUCCAACUAAAUCCUCCAUCUUUACCUUUAUCUCAUCAAACUUUGACCACACAAAAACUGUUCCACAAAGACUGGUUAUCUCCAAAUGAAGUUGUUAAAAUCUUUUCUACAUUACCACCCAAUUCAGUUCUUCCUAUGUUAGAUCACAUCUCUAAGCGCAAAGAUUAUAAACCAAAUGAAACCCUUUACACUGUGAUCAUUAACAAGCUUGCCCAAGUGAAGAACUUUGACGCAAUUGAUGAUACAUUGAAAAUGAUCAAAACCCACAAAAAUUGCCGUCUUUCUGAUGACUUUUUCUACGAUUUGAUCAAGGUUUAUGGCAAUCUGGGUGGUUUAACUAAGAGGGUAAUCGAGAUACUUCACAAUAUGCCUGAAUAUAAUUGUUGGCCGACAACAAAAACAUUCAAUUUUGUGCUGAAUUUGCUAGUGAAUUCGAAUGAUUUUGAUGUUGUCUAUGAGGUUUUUGUAGGUGCUACUUCACUUGGAGUGGAGAUUGAUGGUUGUACGCUAAAUAUUAUGAUCAAAGGGUUGUGUAAAUGUGGGCGUUUAGAGGAUGCCUUCCAAGUGCUCGACGAAUUUCCUAAACAAGGGUGCAAACCAAAUAAGCAGACUUUUUCUACCAUAAUGCAUUGUAUGUGUGGAAAAGGUAUGGUGGAUGAAGCAUUUGGGUUGAUUAAGAGGAUGGAAAAGGAAGGGAUUUCGCCGGAUGCCGUUACAUUUAAUAUAUUGAUCUCUGGGUUGCAGAAGCAAGGGAGAACUGAGGAUUCAAUUGAGUUAUUAGAUAGAAUGAGGCUUAUGGGUUGUAAUCCUAAUAAAGGAAGUUAUCAAGAAGUUUUGUAUGGACUACUUAAAUCCAAGAGAUAUGGUGAUGCUAGAAGUUUUGUGCAUAGGAUGAGAUGCAAGUCCUUGAUUCCAAGCUUUUUGUCUUACAAGGAAUUGGUGUUGGGACUUUGCGAAGAAAAUUUGCUUGGAGAUGUGGAUUGGGUUUUGAAAAGUAUGGUUUCGGUUGGGUUUGUUCCAAGGAUGGUGAUGUGGAGAAAUGUCCUUGAAAAGAUUUUCACUAGGCAUAAUGCACCCCAUAUUGUAACUUUUAGUGAAAUUGUAAAGGAUUAGCAAAUUGAUUAAUAUUAUCCUUUUAUUAUAUAGUA
Beta vulgaris subsp. vulgaris (sugar beet) is the source of this 1312-nucleotide messenger RNA. RefSeq names its product pentatricopeptide repeat-containing protein At3g14580, mitochondrial. NCBI's taxonomy places the organism in Eukaryota, Viridiplantae, Streptophyta, Magnoliopsida, Caryophyllales, Amaranthaceae. Gene Ontology annotation, molecular function: protein binding. The transcript has a single exon. Bases 63 to 1277 code for a protein of 404 amino acids. The record is from RefSeq and is a predicted model, not a curated record.